Messenger RNA from Cooperia oncophora, 960 nucleotides. Lineage: Eukaryota; Metazoa; Nematoda; Chromadorea; Rhabditida; Trichostrongylidae. The record is from the annotation of a GenBank genome assembly.
AUGUUUCGAUUGACUGCGGCGAUAUCAGUUGUACAUAAGUGUACCCGAGAUGAUCUGACAGCUCCUCGUCAUCUGGAAAUCACUCAUGAAGGACAGUAUUCACUUGCUAUUAAAUGGGAUGCACCCGAAUGCGGUUCUAUUGGAGAAUAUCAGGUGGAAUUGAUCGGAGAAGAGGUUCCAUUUGAUGUGCAUCGACAAACUGUCACACAACCACAUGUUUCCGUCACCAACCUUCUGCCCGCAACCAACUAUAACAUCAAAAUCCGAGCCGUGGACCGUCAACGCAAGAUUGGCCCAUGGAACUCCGAUGUCAUGCAGGCCAGGACCCAAGGCGAAAGUGUUCCCGUAUCGAACGACAUUCGCCUCGUAUACCGAACCGACAGCGACUUACAUUUUUCGUGGGCUCCGAUCACUGACGAACGGGCUCAGCACUAUGAGGUGACGGCUGUUGAAUUGCUGCCAGAAUCGCGACGUGUGGAAAGAGCUCGUGUUCCCCCUUAUGUAUCUGGUCACACUCUAGCAGGACUGCUACCCAGUACCAAGUACAUCAUUGGAGUCAUCGCUUUCGUCGAUCAUGAACCCAAACUGGUGUACCAUCUGGAAGCAGAAACCGCAGGGGAACCUGGAGAAAUCUGGAGAGAGAAACCUCAGAUUGUCGAUGAGAGUGGGAAAUUCUCAGUGCACUUCCAUCGACCACCGACGGCGAAGCCCAUCAGCAAAUUCCUGGUCGAGUACAGACUGCCAAACGAGACCUUCUGGAGAACCGUGGACCAUGCGGAAGAAUAUGAAAGCGACGACACAUACAGCGUAACUCUACCAGUUAUUCCCGGGGUUUCGGUAUUCACAAUCCGCCUUUGUGGGAUCGGAGCAGAUCACGAACUGAUCGGAAGGACCGAAGAAGUCACUCUGGGCGAAGCUGCUGCCAAUGCUUGCGUUGGCACUGCGGGAAUACCCGAAGAG